AGUUCAAAAUAUGUAAUGCCAUUUUUACACUCAAGUUUAAUAGUAUGAUUAGUUUUACAUAAUAUAUAAUCUUUCAUUCGAGUCCAAAAAGUAACUGAAUGUAUACAGUGGCAAAAUAAAUGCGUUAAAGACACUAGUCGGUCAUUGCUGGGGGGCCCCACUGGAUUCCCCUGGAGGCCCCUGGAGGCCCCCGGACGUCACCGUGCGGUUAGGUAGGGUACGCUUGUUUUCUCAACCGUUCCUCGCGGAUCCGCCCAGCAGGAAGUGGCUGACAGGGCAGAGAGAGAGAGCAAGCGAGCAAAAGGCACAGCAGCCGAAGUCACAAGUGUUAACAUUAGCUACUUGUCAGAAAGUUGUGAAAUUACCAGCUCGAAACACCAGCGGUGUAUCCGUGUCGUGCACUUUCUUCCUGAGCCGGGAAAGAGGAUCUACUCUGGACUGUGGCGGCUCGCUUGAAGAAGUUAACCUGCAUAUGAAUGGCGGGGUUUUAUCCAAUUUCACCUAACACCAGUGUCCUGCGAGAAACUAAGGUUUUUGCCCGAGGCGUUUAGCUAAGCUGAGCACUAAGUCUGAGAGCAAGAAGGGGUUUGGUACUUUUCUUUUGUCUUCAUUUCACCCUCUCGGGAUAUUAUCAUGACGCCCGACCUCCUCAACUUCAAGAAGGGAUGGAUGUCGAAACUGGACGAAUUCGGAGAGUGGAAGAAACACUGGUUUGUUUUGACUGAUGCUGGGCUGAAGUACUACAGAGACUCGAGUGCAGAGGAGAAAGAUGACUUGGACGGUGAGAUCGACCUCAAAUCCUGCGUGAAGGUGUCUGAGUUUGAUGUGGGGAAGAACUAUGGGUUUCAGAUACAGACACGGGAGGCUCUGUUCACACUGUCUGCCAUGACAGCUGGGAUCAGGCGGAACUGGAUAGAGGUUUUAAAGAAGUGUGUCCGGCCCAGCAGCUCACCAGACCUCACACAAUUGCCUGACAGCAGCAGUGACAAAGAAAACUCCCACACUCGCUUUCUACUGUCUUCACGUCGCCCAUCAUCUCGUCAUGCUGAUGUUCAGUCAGAAGCACCGACCUCCGCCCCUCCCUCUCAUCGUACGUUUGACUAUGUUGAGCUGUCCCCCGUUCCUGCCUCUUCCAGCCCUCUGCCAGCCAGUCAGAGAGAAGCAGGAGAGGGGCAGGGGAGGGAGCAAAGCCAGUGGCAGGAGGAGAGGACCAGAGACACCACAAGCAGCCAGUGGGAGGCUGUGCUGUCCAGGAAGGGCACUGGCGUAGGAAUGAACCAAAGGCCACGCAUGGAGGAUGAAAUAGAGAAAAAGUGGGCUGAGUUUGAACGCAUGCCGUUAAAGGAGAUGAGUUCCUUACCAGCAGUGGGGAUACGGUCUUCCAGCCAGUCAGCCAGUGAGGCGCUGCAGAGGGAGGUGGCGUCACUGAGGCAACAGCUGGAGCAACUACAACAGGUGGGAAGAGGAGGAGUGGGAGGGAGAGGAGGAGGGGGGUUGCGGGGCGGCUGUGGCCCUGAGGCCCCCUGCGGCCGCAGCCUGGCAGCCAUGGAACGUGCUCAUCGACAAGCGCUUGAGGAGCUGCAGAAGCAGCACGACCGUCAGAUCAAGGAGCUGGAGAAGGAGAAGAACAGGCUGUUGCUGGAGGAGACCCAGGACACAGCACGAGUAAUGGAGGCUUUGAAGAAGAAACACAAAGAGGAACUGGAGAGAGAGGUUGAGAAAGUCAAGAGGCUAAGCAGCGGAGUACUAGACUCACAUUCUUUGCGAGCCCAACAACAGGCAGAAAGUCAAGCCUUACAGAGAGAGCUGGCCGGACUGUCUGAGCGCUACUCUCAGAAGUGUCUGGAACUGAACCGAGCUGAGCAGAACAACGCUGAGAGAGAGAGGGAGAUCAGCCGCAAGGAGAGAGAUAUGGAGCAGCUGAGAAAAGAGAACCAGGACUUAAAGGCCCGUUUGACGGAAGAGAUCAGCCGUAUACAAUCUACCAUCACAGAUCAGGGCUCAGAGGACAACAAAGUCAGGACGCCCUGUGAACUAGAGGUCCUUCUCAGGGUGAAAGAAAACGAGAUAGAGUACUUACACAAGGAGAUCAGCUGUCUAAGGAACGAACUGCAGUUUCUUAACACGGAGAAACGGCUGGCGUGUGAGCGAUAUACAGAAGUGCAUGAGGAGCUGAGCGGGAUGAAGGGCCGGAGUGAGCGAGAGAUCCAGAGUCUAAAGGAGCACUUGAGGCUGGCCAUGGCUGCUCUGCAGGAGGGGCAAAAGCUGGGUAACAGCCUGGACCACUGAGAACCUGCUGCUGGUACUGAUGCUCUAGCAGACACAGAGACAGGCGUGUCUGCACCAUGGUGACUGAAUCAAAAACAGAUACAGAAAAGCCGAAGAGAUGAUUGUUGGACUUGUAUAGUUCUGGCUGUGUGGAGACCAUGAUAGUGCCUUAGUUUCAAUCAUUCUGCCAAUGAGCAGCAUAGAGUAGCUAUUAGCUGGUUUCAUUACACUGGGCCACACAUGAUAUAUAAAACUGCACUUUUCAUUUUUUUAUUGUGGCUUUUGCUUUUGUGAAUGCAAACAUGUAUGAGUGCGCAUCUGGUCUGAAAACUGGAAUAUUUGUUGAUGACAUUUUUUAUCAGGUAUUGUAGAUAGAGUUCAUACUGUAUCAGCUUUUUUUAUUGGAUAAACUUCUCAUUGCGUCUGUGUCUACUGCCUGAGACACCAGGAAUCAACACAGUUACAGAAGAGUUAGUGUCAUCACAGUUUGGUAUGUUGUACAGC
Messenger RNA from Thunnus maccoyii (southern bluefin tuna), 2772 nucleotides. RefSeq names its product TRIO and F-actin binding protein b (gene triobpb). The record is from RefSeq and is a predicted model, not a curated record. The coding region runs from base 634 to 2289 and encodes 551 amino acids. Gene Ontology annotation, biological process: actin filament organization; positive regulation of substrate adhesion-dependent cell spreading. Gene Ontology annotation, molecular function: actin filament binding. The transcript has 13 exons. Gene Ontology annotation, cellular component: actin cytoskeleton. Lineage: Eukaryota; Metazoa; Chordata; Actinopteri; Scombriformes; Scombridae.